UUAAAGAAAGGAAUCCAUGAAUUCAAAUGGAAACCAACAGGAACCGAGGCUGAAAAAAUGAUCGAAAUAAUCGCUAAAAUAUAGGCCGAUGGCACAAUUCGAGAGGUUUUCACGGGACGCGUUCCGUUUUUAGACUGAAUUUUGCGAUGGAGGAGUAAGACAGGACGUUUUUAUUUUUUUAAGCAGAGACCGUUUUAGGGCUAAGGGGGAGGGGGAGAGUUGCUUCUUUGCUCUCCUUUUCUUUUUGUUUUAUGAACAUUUUCCGCCUCCUUGAAUGAGUUUGGACUGUAUGCUUUUGAGAUGUCUACCUAAAAGACCACACAAGUCUCUUUUAUCCGCUUUUAGCUCCGGCUGGGGGGGUGGGGGGGGGGGGGACUGCAAUCGGGAAGGUUGUUGAAUUAACUCUCCUCCAGCCAAAUGUUAGCUACAAAAAAUAUCUCGCUCAUUUAAGCCUGCACAUCUCAGAAAAAACACAACUCCGCAAAAAUUGUUUUUAUUUCCCGGGAAGUGAAAUGAUGGAGAGUUGGACCUCGCAGUGAAGAAGGAUGAGUUCUUGUUUUGUACCAAACGGGGCCAGUUUGGAGGAUUGCCACUCCAAUCUAUUCUGUCUGGCUGACUUGACAGGGAUCAAAUGGAAGAGGUUUGUGUGGCAGGGUCCCACCUCAGCACCCAUCCUCUUCCCGGUGACAGAGGAGGACCCCAUCCUAUGCAGCUUCAGCCGCUGCCUGAAGGCCGACAUACUAAGCGUAUGGCGGCGCAGUCAGCGGCAGGGCCGGAGGGAACUGUGGCUCUUCUGGUGGGGGGACGACCCCAACUUCGCCGAUCUCAUCCACCAUGAGCUUGCAGCUGAGGACGACGGGCUCUGGGAGAAUGGCCUUUCCUAUGAGUGUCGGACGCUGCUGUUCAAAGCCAUCCACAACUUGCUGGAGCGCUGCCUCAUGAAUCGCAGCUUUGUUCGCAUCGGCAAGUGGUUCGUCAAACCCUACGAGAAGGAUGAGAAGCCAAUCAACAAGAGUGAGCACCUAUCCUGCGCCUUCACCUUCUUCUUACACGGCGAGAGCAACGUGUGCACCAGCGUGGAGAUCAACCAGCACCAGCCCGUCUACCAUCUGACGGAGGAGCACCUCACUCUGGCUCAGCAGGCGUCCAGCCCCUUCCAAGGCUCAGCAGACCUGCACCAGAUGUUUCCCACACCCCCCUCACUGGAGCAGCACAUCAUGGGCUACUCACCCAUGAACAUGUGCAACAAGGACUACGGCAGCAUGGAGGCCAACCAAGGCAUGACCACGCUGGAUGGCACAUCAUCUCUGGGAGGCCACUUCAAGAUUGAAGUGGAGGAGAGCUUCUGUAGCCCCAAGCCAUCUGAGAUCAAGGACUAUUCAUUCGUGUACAGGCCAGAGAUGUACCAAGCAUUCGUAGGCUGCUCCAUGUUUGCUCCCUUGAAGACAUUGCCCAGCCAGUGUCUCCAACCUAUUAAAGUACCAGAAGAGUGCAUCUACCGACAAAGCUGGACCAUGGGCCGGGAGAUGCUCAACCCUGUGCCUGUCAUGUCCUUCCUUAACAAGGACAGUAACAUCCCCAGCGUGGGCAGCACCAUGGACCAGGACUACAGCCAGAGCUACACCCCUCAGACCCACACACCCGUCAUGUCAAACAGCGCUCCACCAAGCAACAGUGGCGCUGGCAUCCUGCCUUCUCCUGCCACCCCACGUUUCUCCGCCCCCACCCCACGAACGCCACGCACCCCACGCACACCUCGAGGCCCCUCCAGCGUCCAGGGCUCGCUCAAGUACGAGAACUCCGACCUGUACUCGCCAGCGUCUACCCCCUCCACCUGCCGACCGCUGAACUCAGUGGAGCCGGCCACCGUACCCUCCAUCCCCGAGGCCCACAGCCUCUACGUCACCCUCAUCCUCUCCGAGUCGGUCAUGAACCUCUUCAAGGACUGCAACUUCGACAGCUGCUGCAUCUGCGUGUGUAACAUGAACAUCAAAGGAGCCGACGUAGGUGUGUACCUAAGCGACCCUAUCAGCGAGGCCCAGGAGGCCUGCAGCUGCGGCUUCAGCGCCGUGGUCAACCGGCGCUACGGCAACGGCUCAGGCCUCUUCCUGGAGGAUGAGCUGGAUAUCAUCGGCCGCGGCUCAGACGUCAGCCGCGAGGCGGAAAAGCGCUUCGAGGAGCUGCGGCUCUCUUCGCUGGAGAGAAGCGGAGUCGGCAGGGGCGACCGUGUCCCAGACGAGCUGAUCCUCCUCAUGCAGGACCAGUGCACCAACCCCUUUUCACCCAUUUCAAUACCGGAGCACGACAUAGUGUCACGGGGGCCAUGCGGGGUCCCUGUGCCACCAUGUGUGAGGGUGGAGGAGAGGGACUACCACAGCGACUGCUACAUGGCCCUGGAGCACGGCAGGCAGUUCAUGGACAACAUGUCAGGUGGCAAGGUGGACGAGGCGCUGGUCAAGAGCACCUGCCUGCACCACUGGUCCAAACAAAGUGCAGUGGACAUGAGCGCGCUGUGCUCUCAGGAUGUUCUGCGGGUGCUGAUGUCACUCCAGCCCGUACUCCAGGACGCCAUCCAGAAGAAAAGGACGAUUCGGUCGUGGGGCGUUCAGGGUCCCCUCACCUGGCAGCAGUUCCACAAGAUGGCUGGACGGGGCUCAUAUGGCACAGAUGAGUCUCCAGAGCCCCUGCCCAUCCCCACCUUCCUGGUGGGUUAUGAGUAUGACUUUGUGGUGCUGUCUCCGUUCGGUCUGCCCUAUUGGGAGAAACUGUUGCUGGAUCCCUUCGGCUCCCAGCGGGACAUCGGGUACUUGGUGGUUUGUCCUGACAACGAGGCCCUGCUCAGUGGCGCCAAGAGCUUCUUCCGAGACCUCACAGCUGUCUACGAGUCAUGUCGACUGGGCCAACACCGGCCCAUUUCCAAAGGCUACCCUGAUGGCAUAGUCCUCGUCGGCGGCAACGGAGCCAAGAACCUUGUGGAUCAGCCAGUCAGUGACUGGUUCCUCAAGGCUGCCAGCAACAACAGCGACGCCUUCACUAAGCUCAAACUCUAUGCACAAGUGUGCCGCCACAACCUCGCUCCAUACCUCGCAUCACAGUCAUUGGACAGUUCCCUACUGACACAGCCCAGUACCCCGCCCUCGUCCAACCAGUCCUCAUCCACACAACUUUCUAGCUCCACCUCCAGCUCGGUCGGCCAGCAAGGCUCAGUGAACCCCGCAGGCUCCUCCGUUCCAAACAACAACAGCAGCAACAGCAACAGUGGGUCCGGAAAUGGCUCUGUGCCAUCCAACAGCCUGGUGACAUCAUCAGGCCAGCUCGGCAGCGGGAUGCCGCCUGCCAAACCCAGCUCUUUCCCCCCCUUUGGGAGCAUGGGCAGCCAGGGCCAGGGAGGUGGCCCCCAGAGUGGACAGCUGGGACAGCAGGCUGGUACCCAGAAUACUGGCACCUCAGGGGACAACUCCAGCAGCCAGGCCCAGGGCCCCACAGAGCCUCCUGAAAGCACUUUGGAAAGAGAAAAGGUGGGUGUGCCUACAGAUGGGGAGUCCCAUGCCAUUGCGUAUCCACCCGCCAUCGUUGUUUACAUUGUGGACCCCUUUAGUUACGAGGAGGCCGAUGGUGGCCCGGGACCGAUACCGGCCCAUUCCAGUAUGUGGACGCUGGGUUUGCUACGCUGCUAUCUGGAGAUGCUUCAGUUCUUGCCCCCACACAUCCGCAACUCUAUUUCUGUACAGAUCGUCCCCUGCCAAUACCUGCUUCAGCCUGUACGAGGUGAAGACCGCCAUAUCUACGCCCAGCACCUCAAGUCUUUAGCCUUCUCUGUCUUCGCUCAGUGCAGACGGCCGCUGCCCACCUCCACCAAUGUCAAGUCACUGACGGGCUUCGGCCCGGGUUUGGCCAUCGACACGGCACUGAAGAGCCCAGAGAGGCCGGAGUGUCUGCGUCUGUAUACACCUCCAUUCAUCCUGGCACCGGUAAAGGACAAGCAGACGGAGCUUGGGGAGACAUUCGGUGAGGCGUCGCAGAAAUACAACGUGCUGUUUGUGGGGUACUGUCUGUCCCACGACCAGCGUUGGAUCCUUGCUACGUGCACUGACCUGUAUGGGGAACUGCUGGAGACCUGCAUCAUUAACAUAGAUGUUCCCAACAGAGCGCGGAGGAAAAAGGGUUCGGUUCGGCGGCUUGGCUUGCAGAAGCUGUGGGAUUGGUGCUUAGGACUGGUGCAGAUGACAUCCGUACCCUGGAGGGUGGUGAUUGGCCGACUGGGCAGGAUAGGACACGGAGAGUUAAAAGACUGGAGUAUUCUGCUGAGCAGGAGAAACCUCCAGUCAUUGAGUCGCCGCCUGAAGGAAAUGUGCCGAAUGUGUGGCAUCUCCGCCUCAGACACUCCCAGCAUCCUGAGUGUCUGCCUGGUCGCCAUGGAGCCCCAGGGAUCUUUCAUCAUCAUGCCAGACUCGGUGUCGACGGGCUCCGUGUUCGGCCGCAGCACCACCCUGAACAUGCAGACGUCCCAGCUGAGCACCCCGCAGGAUACAUCCUGCACCCACAUCCUGGUCUUCCCCACAUCCGCCUUCGUCCAAGUGGCCAGCUCCAAUUACACCAACAUCGACCCCAACAUUGACAUUCUCAACGCCACCACUGAUGGGUCUGAUGCUAUCGGGAUUUUUGACCUGCUGGACCAGGAGAACGAGCUGGUGGACCCAGACAUCAUCAACAUCUCACCCACCACCUCACCAGUACACUCCCCUGGCUCUCAUUACCACCACGGAGGUGAUGGAAGCAAGGGUCAGAGUACAGAUCGUAUGGAGUCUCAUGAAGAGGUUCCUAACCUCCUGCAGCAGCCCCUCGCCCUCGGCUACUUUGUGUCCACAGCCAAAGCCGGUCCCUUACCCGACUGGUUCUGGUCAGCCUGUCCGCAGGCUCAGAACCAGUGUCCACUCUUCCUCAAGGCCUCUUUGCACCUCCAUGUGUCUUCAGUGCAAUCAGAUGAACUACUGCACAGCAAACACUCCCACCCCCUCGACUCCAAUCAGACCUCAGAUGUACUCAGAUUUGUGCUGGAGCAGUACAACGCCCUCUCCUGGCUGACGUGUGACCCGGCUACACAGGACCGACGAUCAUGUCUACCUAUUCACUUCGUGGUGCUCAACCAGAUGUACAACUUCAUCAUGAACAUGUUGUAACCAAGAGCCCGUCACAGGAGGGGUACAGGGGAAACAUUUCAGAGAAACGGAAAAGCGACAACUCCAAAGGGGGUUUCAUCAAGACUGAAGCAAACUGCGAGAACCAGACCAGAGUACGGAGCUGGAUCCCGCACACAAAGAUGGGAUGAGAUGGCUGUUAACAUCUGUGACGGUCCUGUCCCCACCCCACCCCCACGGCUGUCCAUGGUUGAGACAGCCCUGUCCCUGUGAUUUUAAAGACAUGCACAUAGAGACAAGGGAAUAAAGAAGAAGGGGAAACCUGAAGUUCAGUCGCAAUUAAUGAACGUGAGAGAAUGACAGAUUGGUUGUCAUGGUACAUAAUGUAGCAUGGCAGCACAGUCACUGGCCAGUCUGUAUUUGGAGUGACAAGUCUAUCUGUAAAGUUAUUGGAAGAAAAGGGACAUAUUUGAUCAUGGAAAAAAAACCCAAGAAUAGAUCUUUGGUUUUAAGAUCUGAAAUUCCUUUAUAUUCCUUUGGAUGAAAUAGUAUCCAAAUGAAAUGCCUGCAUCUAUCUUAUUUAUUGUAAGUUUUUAAAUGUAUAAUUUGUCUUAUUUCUUAACCUCUUUUAUAUAUAAAAAAUGGAGAAGGUUUAUAUCACCUUCCUGCUUUAAAGCAAUUGGUCUAAGAUAUAUGUAAUCGUCUUAAUUAAAAAAACAACCAGGAAAAAAAUCCCAUAAAAAUUAAAUAAAGUCCCAGUAGGUUGCUUUUAGAGUAUUAUUUUUUGUAAUGGAGACAGAAUAUUUGUAUUGUCACAAUGUACAGAAGAAUUAGAGUGGAGAAUUAUGUUUCAUGCCUUUGAGCAUGAAGGACUUACAGCAAAGCUGUAGCUACAGAGGACUUGUACAGCAAUGAACUUCACUGUGUUCAAAUAAAGAGGUACAUUGUUGUAUAUAGUAUUUUAUACCACACAUUUAGACACAAAAACCAAACGGCAAUAUAUAUAAAUAAUUAUAUAUGAAUGCCAUGCCAGCAGUUGGUGGUGUGGCUUCUGUUUUAGGAAUAAAGUGCGUCAACUUA
Messenger RNA from Scomber japonicus (chub mackerel), 6218 nucleotides. It is a transcript of the gene med13a, whose product is annotated as mediator complex subunit 13a. Lineage: Eukaryota; Metazoa; Chordata; Actinopteri; Scombriformes; Scombridae. The record is from RefSeq and is a predicted model, not a curated record. The transcript has 21 exons. Gene Ontology annotation, molecular function: transcription coregulator activity. Gene Ontology annotation, cellular component: mediator complex. Gene Ontology annotation, biological process: regulation of transcription by RNA polymerase II. The coding region runs from base 546 to 5180 and encodes 1544 amino acids.